CCAGAGACUUCAGGUGGCGGCCAGUGAGCGGAUUUGCUGCCUUCUUCUCCCCCUCGGACCAUGCGCCUGGCCACGGCUGCGCAGGAAUUUGCGCCGGGCGGAUCUAACAGAGGCGUCCCCGUGUAGACCCAGGCAACCGGCUGGAGACGCGUGGAGCUCGGGAGCGAUGUGAUACAAGCAAACAGCGACUCACACAUCGGCUCGUUUGUGGAUUUUCCUGUUCUUUAUCACUGUUGAUGCUUCGGUUGGCGAGGACGGGGGUCAUUUGCAUGAGCUAGAGAGGACGCCAGGUGCAAGCCAAAGAGACCUAUUCCCCAGUCCUGAAAUCAAACUGCAAGGCAGAUUCAACCCCAUACAACCCCACAGGAUAUUUACUCCUUUUGAACAUCUCUGAAGUUCUUUGACUCCACUGCUCAAGUUUUCAGAGGAUAAAAGGUUGAUCCAGCUACACUUGAACACUUGAUGAAAAUCUCACCACACUAUCCCAGUCUCUUUGCUUCUCUGGGAAUCCAAACCAUCUUGGAUCUGAGAGGAUAAAUACUGACAGCAAAAAUGUCUAGAGGGACUGCUUUCUGUAUUGCGCAGAGGCAGCCUUGCCUCUUUCUUCUCCUGGCAACGCUAACACUGUCCUCUGUUGAGGCUACAGAGUGUCCUCAGCUAUGUGUGUGCGAAAUCCGGCCUUGGUUCACACCCCAGUCCACCUACAGGGAAGCUACAACCGUGGACUGCAAUGACCUGCGCCUUACACGCAUCCCUGGUAACCUGUCGAGCGAUACUCAGGUUUUGCUUCUGCAGAGUAACUACAUUGCCAGAACCAGCGAGGAACUGGAGCAGCUCCUGAACCUGACUGAGCUGGACCUUUCCCAGAACAACUUCAGCAACAUUCACGACAUAGGCCUCACCAACAUGUCGCAGCUCACCACGCUCCAUCUGGAGGAGAAUCAAAUUGUUGAGAUGCCUGACUUCAGCCUGCAGGACCUUACAAAUCUUCAGGAGCUUUACAUUAACCACAAUCAGAUCAGUUUCAUUGCACCUAAUGCAUUUGCCGGGUUGCGCAACUUGCUAAGGCUCCACCUGAACUCCAACAGGCUCAAGGCCAUCGACAGCCGUUGGUUUGAUUCAACUCCCAACCUUGAGAUCCUAAUGAUUGGGGAAAAUCCUGUGGUUGGCAUCCUGGAUUUGAACUUUAAGCCUCUUGUUAACCUAAGAAGUUUGGUUCUUGCAGGGAUGGAGCUCACCGACAUACCAGGCAAUGCUUUUGUUGGACUGGACAAUCUUGAGAGCCUCUCCUUUUAUGAUAAUAAACUGGUGAGGGUGCCUCAAAAUGCUUUGCAGAAACUGCCAAACCUGAAAUUUCUGGAUUUGAACAAGAACCCUGUGCACAAAAUCCAAGAAGGAGACUUUAGAAAUAUGUUAAGGCUAAAGGAACUAGGUAUUAAUAAUAUGGGGGAGCUUGUGUCCAUUGAUCGCUUUGCAUUGGAUAAUCUCCCAGAGUUGACCAAACUUGAGGCCACCAACAACCCCAAGCUUUCCUUCAUUAGUCGAUUAGCAUUCCGUGAUGUGCCGUCUCUUGAGAGUCUCAUGCUCAACAACAAUGCUCUGAACUCCCUCUACCUGGCAACCGUCGAGUCCCUACCGAAUCUGCGGGAGAUCAGCAUCCACAGCAACCCAUUGCGCUGCGACUGUGUUAUCCAGUGGAUGAGCUCCAAUAAGACCACCAUUCGCUUUAUGGAGCCUCUUUCAAUGUACUGUGCGAUGCCACCUGAAGUCAGAGGCCAGCGCUUGAGAGAGGUACUUUCUCAUGAAUCUGCUGACCAGUGUCUGCCCAUGAUCUCCCAUGACACCUUCCCCAACCACCUUAACCUGGACAUUGGUAUGACAGUAGACCUGGACUGUCGCGCAAUGGCCGAGCCUGAACCAGAGAUAUACUGGGUAACUCCUCUUGGUAACAAGGUCAUGAUGGAUACCGUGUCUGAUAAGUACCGUCUCAGCAGUGCAGGAACCCUGCACAUAUCUAACAUUCAGGUGGACGACUCUGGUCACUACACAUGCGUUGCUCAGAAUACCGAAGGAGCUGACACUCGGGUGACUGCAAUCCGAGUCAAUGGUACCCUUCUGGACAGCACUCAGCUAAUGAAGAUCUACGUGAAGCAUACAGAAUCCCACUCCAUAUUGGUGUCCUGGAAGGUCAACUCCAACGUAAUGACAUCCAACCUUAAGUGGUCAUCUGCCACCAUGAAGAUUGACAACCCCCACAUCACCUACACUGCCAGAGUCCCCGUAGAUGUCCAUGAGUAUAACCUCACUCACCUUCAACCAGCCACUGAGUAUGAGGUCUGUCUCUCGGUCUCCAACAUCCACCAGCAGACUCAAAAGUCUUGUGUCAACGUCACGACCAAGCACGCCACCUUUGCUGUGGAGAUUUCCGACCAAGGCACCAACACGGCUCUUGCCGCCGUCAUGGGUACGAUCCUGGCCAUCAUCAGCCUGGGUUCCAUCACCAUCUACAUUGCCAAGAGAUGGAAGAGGAAGAACUACCACCAUUCCCUCAAGAAGUACAUGCAGAAAACCUCCUCCAUUCCUCUGAACGAACUCUACCCACCUCUCAUCAACCUGUGGGAGGUAGACAGCGAGAAGGACAAGGAUGGCUCCUCAGAACUGAAACCCACCCAAGUGGACACGACAAGAAGCUACUACAUGUGGUGAAGCCCAUCAGACUGUUCUUUUAGAGCACAAAGACACAUCUUUUGCUUAUUUGUGCGACAAAAAGACGUGGAUUGUUUUCUCCGCUUUGCUUACUGGAAGCAACUAUAUGAACUGAUAUCUCAGACAUUUUAGUAGAGCGUAUUGCCUUUCCCUCUCCUUCGACUCAACUUGGCAGCUUUGUUUAGUUUCCGAGACAUGUUAGUUAGCUGUGCUUUUUUUCUGUUCACUCUAUUUUAACAGCACAGCAUAGAUAUUGUCAAAGAUUAUUAUUUUUUGGGUCGAUUAAUGCUGUAGCAGUAAGUUUGAUCCAGUAUUGAUAUGUCUUUGGCAGUAUUCAUAGAGAAUGCAAAGUUUCUUUCUCUCUUUUGUAAAACAGUUUAACUGUUGUGCACUGAAAUAUAUUAACAAUUUUGUCCAUGGACUCAAAUGUAAGCUGACAAGGUGAGUUUAGACUUGAUACACUGUCUAUUGAAUAAUGUUAGCAAUUGUUCUGUAAUGUUGUAUCAACUAUAAUUUUAACUUUUUUUUUGAUUUUAUCAAACGUUAUGUUUCGAGUUAGAACUUCAAGGGAUGGUUCAACGUUUUAAAAAGUAAACCAAGUUUUUUGCGUAAACAGGGUCUAAUCAAUUCAUCAAUAACAUUUUUACCUCCCUGCUUAAAGAGAGGCCGUUGCAAAGAUGUGCUUUGUAAUUGACAUUCAUAACUCCAUACAUGAUAUACUUUAUGUGAUAAUUUGAGUGAGAUAUUCCAUACACUUUGUCGUAGGCACCACUAAUGUGCUGCAAUUUUGAAUAUUCUAGAUUUGUACUUUCUAAAAACAUUGCAUUCUGAAAAGAACAUACACUUAGCUCAGAAAUUAUUCAGCUUUAUACAUUUAAAUGCAUUGGUAAAAAGUUAAUAAAAGUAAAGAAAUACAGAUUACAGAGUUUAAUCAUUGCCCUCGGGGGAUACUUUUUAAUUUUUUUUAGUUAAGCAACAUCUUCAAACUGCACAUCAAAGUAAAACAAAUAAAUAUCAUAAUCUGACUCUGGAUAAGCAGGAAAAUUGGAAUUAUUGCCAAAAAGUUGAACUAUUGCUUCAAGAUUGCAGGUAAAACUGUAUACCAGCAAUAGAAAUGUGAAUGUUUAACAAUUAGGUGAGUAGAAAAUAAUGCUUUUUUAAUUAUUUCCUUUUUUUAUUUGCUAGAAUCAGUUAUUGAUCACUUGAUUUGUUGUGAUUUACACAUGCAAAAUAUGUUGCAUAUUAAGGCGCAAACAAAAAUAAACGACAGUUUUGUUCUGAUAUUUUUUAUACAAUGA
Molecule: messenger RNA, 4004 nt
Organism: Colossoma macropomum (tambaqui)
Lineage: Eukaryota; Metazoa; Chordata; Actinopteri; Characiformes; Serrasalmidae
Gene: lrrn1
Product: leucine rich repeat neuronal 1
Exons: 2
Coding region: 553-2706 (717 amino acids)
Molecular function (GO): protein binding
Source: RefSeq, a predicted model, not a curated record